This is a messenger RNA of Hevea brasiliensis (rubber tree), 617 nucleotides long. Its product is annotated as 60S ribosomal protein L37-1. The transcript is spliced from 4 exons. The record is from RefSeq and is a predicted model, not a curated record. Bases 162 to 452 code for a protein of 96 amino acids. Gene Ontology annotation, cellular component: cytosolic large ribosomal subunit; ribosome. Gene Ontology annotation, molecular function: RNA binding; structural constituent of ribosome. NCBI's taxonomy places the organism in Eukaryota, Viridiplantae, Streptophyta, Magnoliopsida, Malpighiales, Euphorbiaceae. Gene Ontology annotation, biological process: translation.
GGCCCAAAAUGAUCAAAUCCAUAUUCAAACAUCACGGCCACUCCAAACCCUCACUCAACCCCCUCCAUUUUUGAAAACCCUACAUCCACACUGUAUAUAAAUACUUCAACCUCCACUUGCAGCAAAUUUUCUCCACUCAGGUCGCCGCAGCCGUUAAAGAAAUGGGUAAAGGGACUGGAAGCUUUGGUAAGAGAAGGAAUAAGACACACACCCUCUGUGUGCGAUGCGGUCGUCGGAGCUUCCAUUUGCAGAAGAGUCGUUGCGGCGCUUGUGGUUAUCCUGCCAGUCGCGUCAGAAAAUAUAACUGGAGUGUGAAGGCAAUUCGCAGAAAGACAACUGGCACUGGCCGAAUGAGGUACCUUCGUCAUGUCCCGCGCAGGUUCAAGUCUAACUUUAGAGAAGGUACACAAGCCACUCCAAGGAACAAGGGAGCUGCUGCAGCCUCCUCAUAAGCCUAACAAGGCAAUGCAUGUCUGUUUUGUUUUUAUAUUUAUCAAUUUGCAAACCAAAAGUUUUGAAUCACUGUCUAAUGGCCAUUCGUUCGUGUAUGUUUCGUUGUUUAAACAUUGGAGAGCUACAAAUGUUUACUGUUAUAUUAUGAUUUUGGGUGUUUAUUA